This is a messenger RNA of Mesorhabditis spiculigera, 1131 nucleotides long. Lineage: Eukaryota; Metazoa; Nematoda; Chromadorea; Rhabditida; Rhabditidae. The record is from the annotation of a GenBank genome assembly.
AUGGGUCCACCGCUUUUAAAGCGGCUCAAGGGUUAUUUAUUUGGAUUCUUGGUGUUUAUCACCUCGUUGAUGGGCAGCAUCUUUAUAUUGCUACCCUUCCUUCCGGUUGCCUAUUUGUCUCCAAUACAGUUUCGCUGGAUAGCAGACCGAGCCGUUGGCUAUUGGUUGACGUUUCCAGCGUCUUUACUAGAAUUUGUCUACGGCGUCAAGUUCCGGUUAGUCGGUGAUGUCAUUGAUCGACAGAAACCCGCUCUGAUUAUUAUGAACCAUCGAACAAGGUUAGAUUGGCUUUUCCUCUGGAAUGCUCUUUACAAAAUGGAUCCCUGGUUGCUAACAACGGAGAAAAUCACAUUGAAAAACGGACUCAAAAAGAUACCAGGAGCUGGUUGGGCGAUGAGUUGUGCGUCUUACAUCUUCCUGGAACGGAAUAUCGAAAAAGAUCGUGCGAAUAUGCACCAGUUGUUGAAGUAUUAUUCCGAGAGUGGGCAGAGCUAUCAGAUUUUACUGUUUCCGGAGGGCACUGACCGUGAUACAAGAAGCAUUGAAAUUAGCGACGCAUUUGCUGAAAAUAACCGGCUGCCUAAAUAUCUGUACACUCUGCACCCACGGACUACUGGUUUCACCGAAAUAUUGAAGCAAAUGAGAGAAAACCAAAGCAUCUCUUGCAUCUACGAUGUGACCAUCGCAUAUCCGGUCAAUAUCGUACAAAGUGAAAAGCAGAUGAUCACCGAAGGCGAUUUCCCAGAGCGAGUAGACUUUUGCUUCCGAAAGUACGAUAUCGAUGCGGUUCCCGAAGAAGACAAUCAAGCGAUCGAAUGGCUAAAUAAUCUCUGGAGACAAAAAGAGGCCACCUUGGAACGGUAUUACAAUGGAGAACGCCAAUUCAAGCCAGUUGUCGAGCAUAAUGUUUGGCCGGAAAAAACAACUGGCAUCGGCUAUACUGUAGCUUUUGGAUGGUGGGUCUUCAUCACCCUCUACUGGAUAAAUGCCACGUGGCAUUCAUUUUGGAUUAAAGCGUAUGUAGCCAUCGGGAUAGUCUUCUAUAUUUGGACCUUACGCGCAUGGAACGGCAUUGAAUUCCUACUAGCGCAUUGGUUCUUCGCGAAACAAGUGCGAGAGGGAAAAGAAAAA